UAGAAAUAUGCCAUUUGUAAUGAAAAAAAUGGGGUAAAAAAGAAAGUAUCUUACUAUGGAAAUGAUGCAGAGAUGGAAUUAUAUGCCUCCUGGCUAUGAAUUUAGAUGUGGAGGCUGCAAUUUUUCGACUGACACAUUUUGGGUGCUGCACCGUCAUCUAACUGAACACAUAGAAGGUGGAAGCUAUUUCUAUCAUCACUCUAUGAAAACAGCAUUUCCAAAACGUGACUAUCUCUGCAGCGAAGUUCAGACCAAUGAAGCUGAAUUUGGUUCACUGUUUUCUGCGUUGAAAUCUGUUGAGACAAGAACUACAGAGACACAAACUGAUGAAAAUGAAGUAGAAACAUCCUGUACACAGACUGAUGAUGAAGAUCAGGGGAUUUCAAAUACUGGUACAAAUUUUGACAAUCUGAAUGAUUUUGAUGAACAAAAGUUUGCAGAAAAAUACUGUGGAAAGUUUGUUUCACAGAAUAUAAAUCCAUCAAUGAAAGAUGGUGAUGAUGAUAUUGACCAUGUAGUUGUCAAGCAGGAAGUAGACCACUCCAGUGAUGGAAAUACUCAACCAUAUUCUCCUCAUUUGAAAUACAGUAAGAAUGGAGGUACAAAUAACAAACCAAGUUCAAUGUUUGAUGAAAGUGAUGCAGAAUCUUUGUCGGGAGAGGGUGAAGAUAAGAAAGAAGAAAGUUCUGAGGAAGAUAUUGAUCCUAUCUUCUUAAGUUUUAACGAGAAAAAGAAACGGUCAAAGAAAAUCAGAGACAAAAAGAAUAAAACUAGGAAGUUACUCAAAAAGAAGAAAAAACUGUCAGCCACAACUACAAAGUCAGUCAAGUCUGAAGAGAAUUUAGCAGUGGUGACUGAAGAUAAAGAUGAUUCAAAGGAUAAGAAACAGAGAAAGAAAUAUACUAAAAGGACUGGUAUUGAAUACUACGAGUGUCUUGUCUGCCCGCAGAAAUUUGCCUGUCAGAAAAGUUGGAGUGUUCACAUUGAAGGAAAACAUCAUGAGUCCUAUCCAUCCAGAUGUGAACAGUGUUCCAUGAUUUUUAGCAAGCCAGAAGAGCCCAUGACUCAUGACUGUGAGAUAGCAUUACGCUUUAAUCAUGUAUGUUUCAAGUGCCCUGAAACAGCUUGUUUUAAAUGGAAGGAAAAUCUCCGACAGCACAUAAAAGACUUUCACCAUGAUGAACUUCCUUACAAUUGUUCAGUCUGCAAUAAGUCACUUAUAUCUGAAUUAGAUUUAAACAGUCACAUGGUUGAACAUGACCCUUCCCUCCUGAACUGUCCUAUUUGCAAGAAACACUUUGCAUCAUAUGUUAAUUUAGAAUCCCAUGUCCUAUUGCAUAAAAGAAAUCAUAUUUGUGAAAGAUGUGGGAAAUGUUUUGACAAUAGGGAAAACUUCAAGCAUCAUUCAUGGGCGUGUAAAGGGAAGUUUGCAUGUAUUCAGUGUAACAAGACUUUCUGCACAAACAACAGGUUGAAAGGACAUAUGCUCAUUCAUAGUGGAGAAAGGCCUUAUAUAUGUGAGCAGUGCGGACAGCCAUUCAGAAGUAAAGAAGGGUUGAAAUCACAUACCAAGUUUAUUCAUACAGGUGAAAAGAAUUACAAAUGUAGUCAUUGUGAGAAAGCUUUCACAAAUACAACAACAUUAAAGAGACAUGAGAGGGUUCACUUGAAGAUACGGCCAUAUUCUUGUGACUACUGCAGCAAGGAAUGUUCCACUAGAUGGAAUCUCAAGGCACAUAUGAGACAGCACAAUGGAAAGAAACCAUACAUCUGUAUACAUUGUGGAACUGGUUUCGCACAUAAUGUAGCGCGCAAAAACCAUGAAUCAAAAUGUUCAUUUUCAUACAAGACUGAUAUACCAGUCAAUUUCACAAAAGAUUGGGGAACACAAGGCACCAGUAGUAUGAUGUAAUUCCAAGCCUGUCCAAGUAUAUGUCUGCAUUUGAAUCUUGAAAUUUAUUUUUGUAGAGCUAAUAUGAAAGUUUUGACAUAACUUGCUGCAUUGUUUGAGCUGUUAAGGUUACAGUUUUGUUCAGGUUACAUUUAAUAUCAGAUAUAACCAAAU
Messenger RNA from Mercenaria mercenaria, 2065 nucleotides. RefSeq names its product zinc finger protein 502-like. The transcript is spliced from 2 exons. NCBI's taxonomy places the organism in Eukaryota, Metazoa, Mollusca, Bivalvia, Venerida, Veneridae. The record is from RefSeq and is a predicted model, not a curated record. Bases 56 to 1912 code for a protein of 618 amino acids. Gene Ontology annotation, biological process: regulation of immune system process; regulation of cytokine production; negative regulation of transcription by RNA polymerase II.